AUUUAUGUAGUCACUAAAUGCAACUAUUUAUGUAGUCUCUAAUCUCUGAUUUAGAUGCAAAACAGAAUGAAGCAACACUUAUCGUUUUUAAUUACAUAAUCGUAGGCGUAAGUGAUAACUACAACCACGCUUAAUUGAAUAUAGAAACUAGGAGAAAGAUAGUAAUGUUUUUUGUUUGAAACCCACUGAUAACGUCAGAGAUCAUUUAGCAGAUAGCUGAUUAUAAAAGAGCAUUUAUUUUAUCAAUGAAAACCUCCUCUCGUAUUGUUUACUUAGUUUUUCUGUGUUCAUAUUCGAUUGUUUUAUAAGCACUAGUUUCCAGCUGAAGUUAUUUAGCAUUAACUGUAUAUUUAAAGUGUGUGAUGGCUCUGCGUAGAAAAAAUGAAUACAUGUUUACAUGGAGAAUAGAGAAUUAUUCUUUCUGCUAUCAAAAUAACGGUGAGUGCUUGUUCAGUCCCAAUUUUAUUGAUGAAAACCUAAGUGGAAAGGAAUGGUUCCUACAGUUGUUUCCAAGAGGCGAGAGUGAGAUGACAUCGGAAUAUGUUUCGUGCUACUUGUUUCAAGAUUCGUUGGACGAAAGUUCUUUUUCGUUCGACUUAAAAAUCGAAAUGGUUGGUGCCAGUGGUAAGAAAUUAAAAACUUUUGAAGUGACUAAUAAAUCAACUGGAAAUGAAUGUAAAUGGGGAAGCUCUGAGUUUAUUGAAACCCGGGAAAUAAUGGAAGACGCAGAGAAGAGUGCUGAUGAUGUGUUAACUGUUUAUUGCUACCUGUAUGGUGAAAGCUUUAGAAAGUUGAAGUCGGAAGAAAGCAUUGCUCGUACAAGGAUCGGCGUAGAUCGUCUAAGCCUUAGAUGGAAUGUGUUCUGCAAAAAUGGGAUGGUUUUAGAAGAUAUCAUAUUCCCUCGAGGUAUUAAGUUCUUGUUUACCAUAUCUAAAACUGACAACUCUCUUAAGAUAAAUGUUAAAAUUUUAAAGUCGAAAAUUAAACUGUGUUAUUAUGUUGAUUGUAAGUUGACACUACUUGACGCAAGAGACAAAGAGGCAUGCACAGAAAGGUCUUCGCAUUUGUUUCAGUUAAAGCACCCAUUCGAAAUUUGGGAGUUUCCUUCGGUUGCUUUCGCGCAUGAAUUGGUGCGUAAUAAAAAGGACUAUGCCGAAAACAAAGCCAUUGCUUUUUUGUGUGAGUUUUCAUGCUCGAAUGCUACAGAAUCGAACAUUCUUUCUGUUUUUGACGAUGUUACUCGAAUUUCUUCCUUACAAGAAGAUUUUAAGUGCAUGUUCUUGAGCAAGAAAUUUUGUGAUGUCAAACUAAGUGUAGAAAAUCAUGUUAUAGAAGCCCAUAAAAGUGUCCUGGCGGCUAGAUCUCCAAUAUUCUGUGCUAUGUUCGAUAUGAAUAUGAUUGAAACUCUAACUGGUACCGUUAAAAUUGUUGAUAUCGAUUACAAUACUGUUAAUCUAUUUUUGGAGUUUCUGUAUACUGAUAAUGUUGGAGUAAUAGAUUUUGAGCGUGCAAAAAAACUUUUGAUUGUGGCUGAUAAGUACCAAGUACUAACAUUGAAAGAGAAGUGUUCGAUCUUUUUAAAUUGUAAAAUGUCGUUGACAAAUGUAUACGAAAUAUUAGUUUUGGCUGAUACAAUUAGUCAUGCUCGUCUUAAAGCAGCUGCGAUCGACUUUAUUGUUAAAAAUUCAGAAGAAAUUCUAUUAUCAUCAGAAUGGAUAACGUGGCUACAAAACAAUACGGAAUUGGCAUCGGAAGUUUUGUCAAAGCUAACGACAAAUUUAUCUUGCUAACAUAGUGUUGUUUAGUAAAAAAAAACUUUUAUCAAUUUUUUUAUUACUUACCAAUUUGUUAAUUAACCAUGAAAAUUAUGGAUCAAUUCACUUUUAUGAGUUUAUAAGAUUAUUAUUUAAAAUGAAUUAAAUUCAUACAAUACUUAUAAAAUCUGUUGUAAUUGUUAUUUCAAAAAGCUUAUUUUUU
Parasteatoda tepidariorum (common house spider) is the source of this 1977-nucleotide messenger RNA. Its product is annotated as speckle-type POZ protein. The record is from RefSeq and is a predicted model, not a curated record. Gene Ontology annotation, molecular function: protein binding. NCBI's taxonomy places the organism in Eukaryota, Metazoa, Arthropoda, Arachnida, Araneae, Theridiidae.